Chironomus riparius is the source of this 1899-nucleotide messenger RNA. The record is from the annotation of a GenBank genome assembly. NCBI's taxonomy places the organism in Eukaryota, Metazoa, Arthropoda, Insecta, Diptera, Chironomidae.
AUGUCGGACACAGACUUACAGAACAUAACUCCAACAUAUUUCAAAAUUGAAGUCAAAGAUGAGCCGGACGAGAUAAAUUUCAUAAAAUCCGAGUCAAUUUCAUUUGACGACAGCAUUUCCCAAUAUAUAGUUAGAGGUAGUUUUAUCGAUGAUCAAUUUGUCAUUCCAUCAACAUCGCAUGACUUUAGUAUGUUGAUUGAGGAGGUGAAGCAUGAGCCGGAAGAGAUUUUGCAAGACUUGAUAUUGCCUGAGGUGGAGGAGAUUGAAGAGAUUGAGGAGAUUAGUGAGAUACAAGAGAUUGAGGCAGAUAAUGAAGGAUUUGAGAUAAUUGAGGAGCAAGCGAUUGCAUAUGAAGUCAAAAGGAAUGCACAAGGUGAACUUGAGUGUCCAAUAUGCUUAGCAAUCUUUAAAAUUGGAGCAAAUCUUGAGCGUCACAUUCAAAUUCAUGAUAAAAAGUUUGUCUUUAAUCUGACAAAGACAAAUGAUGUCCAAACAAAUUAUACGGAAGCAGCAGCAACGACAGCCAAAGCAAUGCUUCCAUCCUAUCCAUGCGAAUAUUGUAAUGAAGUAUCAAUGAGUUCUAUUAACGAAGAUCAAAAUAAUAUAACAGCUUGGAAUGAUGAAGCUAAAGCUGCUUUUUCUGAUUUUAAAAAAAAAAGGAGAAACCUUCCAUCACCUAGUGAUGUCGACAGUUCUCGUCAUGUGAACAAGAAGUACAAGAAUACUAAUUUCAGCAAUGUACAUUUCAAUAGCAGAAUGAGUAACCGGCAUCUACUGGUAGACAGAAAUCGUGCAUUAUUUGCCGAGCAUAAUGACCCAUUCGUCUCUGUUGAUAAUAAUGUCAAAAGUUCCACGUUGUCUGAGAAUUUUGUGAGCAUGGAUGUUAGUGAACUUGAAUCUGACAAAACGGAAGUAGCAUGCGAUGAAAUUAAUAAGAAUAUUGCACAGUUGCGUGAUAUGAUAGCCAAAAGAGAGGAUCCUUAUGCAAUUCUAGACAAAAUUGCUCAACAAAUGGCGGAUACACAUAAAAAUAAUCAAGUUCAAUUUAGCAAAGUAGCUGCGGACUGCGCCAGAUAUGCUACUCGUCAAAAUGAUCAAUUAGUCGCACUGGAAAAUCGGAUCAUGGCUGAAAUCUCUAAGGUUCAUCAACUAAGUGAAGAUAGACUUAAUGCAAUUGAAUUCUCACAGAAAUGCUCAGCACAAAACAAUAUUGUUUGGCUUAGUUUUGCUGACUCCACUGAAAUUGAGGCUCUCAGAAUCAAAACUAAGUCUGAAUUGAUACGAGAGGCAGUGAAAAUCCUCUCCAGGAUGGAUAUCUGGAACAGCAUGAAUAACAGGACAAUAGUUGAUGCAUUCACUCAAAAAGUAUCAGUUAAAACAGGGAAAGGCUUUGAAAAUGAAAUGAUUAUGGGAAUAAAAUUCCUGAACUCAUUUACAGCUCGUGAUGUCAAGAGAUUGGCAGCUCAAUAUGCAAAAAAGCAGUUUAUGUCAAAGAAUUUUGAUGCUAUUCGCUACAUUGUCAGGGAUAACUGGAGUGCUGAAGUUUGGAAAAUACUCCGAGUUUGUUAUGACCUCACACGUAUUAAAUUAAUAGAUAGAGCUCUAGUUAGUGACGCAGGUAUACAGGUAUAUUACAAAAAAAAAGUGACUGAUCAAAAUGGAAUCGAAGAAGAAAAAAACUUAAGAGCUCUGAUUAGAUUGGAAUCUGAUUUGGAUGAACUAAGAGUCGAUGUAAAUGAUGUUGGUCUUGCUAUUCCAACAUUUCAAAUCUACAAUGGUGAUUACUUCAAGAUGAACUUUGAUGCGAGAAGUAGCUAUAGAAUGUCCAUUGAUGGAUCAAAUAAUGCCAACAGCAUCGAACCUCAAGUACAAACAGCGGCCACAACGUCAGAUUGCUGA